AUGGAGAGUCGAGGUGGUGCCACCAGGACUCCCGCAUCGCCGCAUAACGACACUAGCGCACCCCCAGGUCCUUCGUUGCAUAUCAAGCCUCCUCCCUUACGUACCCCUUCUCAAACUCAGAAGACGUCGCCUCUUGGUGCACGCUAUCAAUCUGCUGGGAAUUACAAUUCGGAAGAUGAGGCGUUUAUUGAAGGGCCCGAAGAGAUAAAGACCUGGCGAUCUGGAGAACAAUUCCAACAUCCACUUUCUCAAACAGACGACGACCCAUGGAUGACUUGCAAUGGCAUUGUGGGGAAAUUCGACAAGGACAUGUGUGACGUAUGGAAAGACGAAAUACAGAACCUUCUCAUAUUUGCAGGUCUCUUCUCAGCAGUGGUUACUGCAUUUACAAUUGAGUCAUACCAGCUGCUCAAGGGAAAUUCUGUAACAGCUCACUCAGAGCGGAUAAACAUCCUCUGGUUUGUCAGUUUGUCACUGAGUUUGGCGACUGUCUCGAUUGGCAUCGUUUGCAUGCAAUGGCUCCGCGAAUUUCAACGAGACGCCAACUUGCCUCCCAAGGAUUCUGUUGCCCUCCGUCAAAUGCGCUAUGAGGGUUUGCUGAAAUGGCGCGUGCCAGGCAUUCUUUCGGUGCUUCCGUUGCUCCUUCAGGGAGGUCUUGUCUUAUUUCUGGCUGGUCUCCUGGACCUAUUAUGGCAUCUGAACCACAAGGUUGCAAUUGCUGUCACUACUGUCGUCGCAGGUCCGAUGUUGUUUCUCGCUGUGACAACAGUGCUUCCCGCUUUACAAGUCAUCAUCACUCAGGAUCGCCACCUCCGUAUUGCCCAGUGUCCGUACAAGUCACCACAGUCUUGGGCAUUUUAUCGCGUCGCCAUUUUCUCGGCGCGUUUUGCCCUAUAUAUUGAUCAAUAUAUGAGAGGUCAAAACCAGCGUAUCGCUACGAAACGUGGAGUUCUGAGAUGCCUUUCCCAAGUACGCAAUUGGCUUCAGUACGAUAUUUAUUGGUGGCAACUACGCGAGGCUUUCUCUGUGAACGCCGCAGGAGAGCCCUGCUUGACGACAGAUAGCCACGAUAUAAUUGGAGGCUUAGUAUGGAUUGCAGAGGCGUCUCUGCAUAGCAUCCCUUGGCUCAGUGCCGUCCAAGCUUGUUUUCGGGAUCUCGACUCUUUGCCUGCGGUCAAAGCACUACGGCUACUGUUCCGCACCAAAGGAGAUCUUUCUGUUCCGAGCGAACUGCGCGUAGUUCGCGAUCCUGUAAUCCAUCAAGAUAUCGUUGCAGCGCAUGUGCUCUCAUACUUCCGGGAACACAAUCAUCAAUUACAUGAAUUCCUUCUGCCUCACCGCACAGAGUUGUAUGUGCGCAUCAGAAACAGCUCAGUUGGAAGCUACAACAUGAAGGACGGUGUUACAUGCCCCGUGAGCACAUUUCAUGAUGUGAAACAACUACCAAAAGAUAUAUACAUCCAAUUUUUAUACUGCUUCUCCUCAUUGCUUUCUAAGAAAGACGUGAAGCAGGAAGACAUGGACGCUGCGUGGUACAUCUUCGUCAUCAUUCUCCGUGAUCCACAAUUGCCUGACCUUGAUUCACGUCGUGCACUUGAGAGGUUUUUGGGAUCUCUUGAGCGAUGGGUGAACGAAACCGAAGGCCCUGCGAGGUUGCGUCCUGUAGAGGGUUUGGUGGACCACAUUUUAGCCUUUCACAGGAGUCGUGCCUAUGCCUUGAUUCGGGAGAGGGUGCCUGAAUGCCUCCCUCUGUUUUCUUCGGUUCUGGGGUCUUUGGAUGAUGCGGUGGUGCAGUAUGGUUUUCCUGAAUCUUUCUCUCGGAUGCCUGAUGUUGAUUAUUGGUGGGGUCUUGCGAUGGAAAUGAGGGUGGACAAUACCCCGGUCCCUGGACUUGAUAUCGUUAAUUAUACGGGCAUAGUUUGGUCGUCCAUGAGUAUAUAUACUCAGGACACCUGGUCUGCCCGCAAAUAUCAACCAGUCCUUCUUACGAUAACCAACGCGCCUGCGAGUGCCGACGUAGAAAUCCAAAGGUCAGGCUUUCAGGACUCAGGAGCACCGUCAGCUCUAAGUAAGGCUGCGACCACGGGAGGAGGUCGACGGUACCGCAGCCCUUUCAUUGACAGGAUCUGGCGUUUCAACCGUGCACAACGUUCCCCACAACUGCAGGCCAACCUUUGA
Laccaria bicolor S238N-H82 is the source of this 2178-nucleotide messenger RNA. RefSeq lists its product as uncharacterized. The record is from RefSeq and is a predicted model, not a curated record. Lineage: Eukaryota; Fungi; Basidiomycota; Agaricomycetes; Agaricales; Hydnangiaceae. Bases 1 to 2178 code for a protein of 725 amino acids. The transcript has 8 exons.